GCACGCAGCACGCCUCUCCUGGCCGCCUGCAUCAACGGCCACGUCGAGGUGCUCCGCGUGCUCCUGCAGUUCGAUACGGAGCUCGAGGCGUACAACGACGACGGCUGGUCUGCGCUCAUGUACGCGUCCGCGAUGGGCCACUACGAGUGCGUCAAGCUCCUCCUUGGGAAAGGCGCGCGCGUCCAGGCCGUCUCGUCGAACGGCUCGACAGCGCUUCUGGUCGCGACGCGCAAGGGGUACCACGAUGUGGUGCUGCUUUUGCUCCAGCACAAGGCGCCGGUCGACGCCACGUUCAACACGGGCGGUUUGACGUCGCUCAUGGUGGCCGCGACGCAAGGCUACUUGAGUAUUUUGCAGCUCUUGCUGCAGUUCCACGCCAAUUUUACGCUGCGCAACCACCACGGAACGACGCUGCUGAUGCUCGCGGCGCAGUACGGCCAUGCCGACAUGACCAAGCUGCUCCUCGACCGCAACGCUAACCUCAACGCGGAAGAGACGGACGGCUGGUCGGCGCUCAUGUACGCAGCCUCCUUGGGCCACACAGCCAUGAUCCAGCUGCUUCUGGAGCGCAACGCGCAGAUCGGCGGCACGGACAAGGGCGGCAAGACCGCGUUCAUGGUCGCCAAGGACAAGGCCGUGUUCGUCAAGCUCAUUCUGGAGAAGAACGCGACCGAGCUGCGCUUCAACGAGCUCAUGUUCAAAGGCGCGAUCGAGUGCGACCCCAAGCUCGGCAAGGAGAUCCUCAACGCCUUUGUCGUCGAGAGCGGUCGCUACAGCCUCGAGUUUCGCGACCUGGAUCGCAUUUACGGCCGGGAAACGAUCCAGCAGAGCGCGCUCUACUCGAUUCUCAACCUCGAAGGCGACGACGAGGCCGAGCAGGGCGUCAAGCAGCACUGCCUCCAGCAUGUCGUCAUGCGCCGCGUGCUCCAGCUCAAGUGGGAGUUUUUUGCUCAGCGCAUGUACAUUGAGCAGUUCCUCAUGUACAUUCUGCUGCUGGCGUCGUCCGUGCUCUCGGGUUGUCUCUACCAGCUCGACGACGCGGCCGAAGUGACGCCGCCGCCCGUCUUCAAGGACAUUUCCAACGUCAUUUGGCAGCGCAACAAGACGUCGACCAACGGCACGCGGUCGCUCAUCGCCGUCAUCUCGUUCCCGACCGCAAGCAAUGGCACGUCGUCCACGCAGACGACGACGACGAACGCGACCUUCGACACGGACACGUUCCGCUUUGGCAUCAUGCUCUGGAGCAUCCUCUGCGUGUGGGUCGUCGUGUCGUACGUGAUCGCGCACUAUGGUCUCAAGCCCAAGCGGCUCUGGAGCCUCGCGCGCUGGUCCCGCGACGGCACGUACAGCGGCUUUUUUGCGUUUUUGUUGCGGGGUACGUACAUUGGGGUCAACUGGCACGAGCACAUCCCCGACUUUCCCGUGUGGCAGUCGCAUGCCAAGCGGCUCCUCGUCGCCCACGCGCUCUUCUGGAGCGUUGUCGUGAGCAUCCCGAUUUGCCUCUGCAUUCUGCACCUCGACGACGCCACGAUCCGCGGCUAUAAGAACUGGUACCAGGCCAUCAACAACCUCGUGCUGUGGGGCAUCGCCAUGUACUUUUGCUACUGGGAGUACAAGGAGCUCUUGGGCUACGGCCUCCGCAAGUACUUUAGCCUCGUCAACGCGACCCAGAUGAGCGUCUACCUGCUCAUCAUCUUUGUCUACGUGCCGUGCCAGCUCGGCCUCUCGCACGCGAGCAUGCUCCGCGAGUACCAGCUCUGCCUCGUGGGGUUUCUCUGCCUCGCGCUCUGGAUCUUGUUUCUGCAGCAACUCGAGGUGCACCCGACGACCGGAUACCUCUUGCCCAUGAUGCGCCGCCUCCUCCAAGACAGCAUGCGGUUCCUCAUUCUGUAUGGCGUCUUCCAAGCGGGUUUGACGUGCGCGUACUACAUUUUACUGCAAGGCAGCGAAGGCUACGAGUCGUUUCCAGCGACUUUCGUCACGGUGUUCUUCGUGCUCUUUGGGCAGAUCCAGACCGGCCCGAUCGAUGCGCUGAGCGACGACCAGCCCGUCUUGUAUGUCUUCGCAAUGGGUCUCCUCAUGUUCCACAUGGCGAUCGCGAUCGUGCUCCUCCUCAACGUGCUCAUCGCCAUGAUGAACAACACGCUGGACGAGGGCCUCGAGAAGGCCAAGCUCGAGGCGCUAGCGAGCUACGCCAACUGCAUCCUCCGGCUCGAACUCAGCCUCGCACCCCAGGAGCGCAACGAGAUGAUCUACGUUAUCAAGCCCAAGUUCCUCCACCGCCACCAGUCCCUGCUGCCGGACGAUGUCGACGCGCCGGCGCGCCGCCUGAGCUUCCGCAGCGCCAACCUCCGCAUGCAGUCGCUGGCGACCGACGAGGCGAAGCCGCUGGUCGUGCCCCGGCCAACGCCGCAGCCCUCGUCGGGCCGGCACACGGGCAUUUUGAACCCGUCGUUUCGGCAGAUCGUGCUCAAGUCGGACUACAAGGUGGGGUUUGAAGCGCCGGUGGAUGCCCACCAAGAGUGGAUGACCGAGAUGCGGGGUGUGAUCAGCACGAUGAAGAAGGACCACGCGACCCAGAUGCAGCAGCUCAAGGCGCAGCUCAACGAUAUCACGCGGCUCAUCCAAGAGCUCGAGAUGGCGCAGAACCCGCGCGCGGGUCUCACCAGCUCCUCCAUGCAGUGGUAGACAACUUCAACACCCAAUAUGGUUUUAGUG
Molecule: messenger RNA, 2718 nt
Organism: Saprolegnia parasitica CBS 223.65
Lineage: Eukaryota; Oomycota; Saprolegniomycetes; Saprolegniales; Saprolegniaceae
Exons: 14
Coding region: 118-2688 (856 amino acids)
Biological process (GO): calcium ion import across plasma membrane
Cellular component (GO): membrane
Molecular function (GO): protein binding; calcium channel activity
Source: RefSeq, a predicted model, not a curated record